GACAGAGCUGGCGGCGGAAGUGCUAGAAGUCCGCCAGUCCCGCGGCGAGCCCCGCUUCCGCUCUGAACACGUCCCGAGUUCAGACUCGUCUCCAAACACACACGAAGCUCACUCGGGAUCGUCCGGUGUGAGCUUGAACACAACCUCAUUUAAAUAAGCGAAUUUAAAGUGUUGCAGAAAUAAAGGGAUUAAGGAGCGCGUAAUGUUUACACUCUUCGGCAGGCCACGGGACGUACCAUUACCCCGCGAGCGUAGGGGUUGUUAUUCUCUAAACGAGACUUAUAAUAACGGAUUAAUAACGCUCUGUUCGCUUUAGCUCGGUGUGUUUACGAUGUUGUAAUCCAGUCGUGCGUGAAAACGUGUCGCUCGUAUAAAGUUCAGUAUCGGACGCGACCCCCCCCGCGCGUUGUUUUGGUCGCGUCUCUGAUCCGUGAUUCCGGCUCGAUUGCGUUUCCUGCGGCGAGAAAAAAACGCGUGUUUAUUGACUGACGCGUUCGGUUCGUGAUAGCAGCUGAUUGGUGGGUGUGUGUCUGUCUGUCUGUCAGUCUGUCAGUCAUGUCGGAGUCAGACGCGGUCGAUUCGUUUCUCCCCCCUCCGUCGUGUGAAGACGCCGGUCUGUUCUCGGAAUCGCGAAGGUCGUGGUUUCAGACGCGAUCGUGACCGCCGCCGAGCGGAAUGAUCGAGCGCGCGCGCGCCCGGGCCGGCCUGCGUGACGUCACGCGACUUCGUCGUCUGUCCCUGGACGGAUCGCACGCGCUGUCGCGUCACUCAGUCUGACGGUCCGAGGCGGCAUGGACCUCGAUUUCUACUCGGAUCUGUCGGGCGGAACCGGGCGGCCCGGUGACCCGGAGUUCUUGGAUGCUCGGGCGUUUAACGGAUUUGACGCCGUUCAGAAGUUCCCGGGAGGAAGUGACAGCUACCUGGCCAUCAGCGGCGAGCCGCAUCACUUCCUGAGCUCCUCAGAGGUGCGGCUGUCCUCCAGCUUCCCCGCCGAGACGUUUCACACACCCAGUCUGGGCGAUGAGGACCUGGACCUGGACCCGGACUCGGCGCUGGGCGUCUCUGACGUGUCUGAUUUCGGAGAGCUGGGUGACGGAGGGCCGGCCGGGGUUCCCGGGAACGCUGUGGUCGGAGGAAAUGACCCGUCGUUCGCCUCCACCUUCGUCAACGCUCCGGCACAGAGUCUGGAGCACCUGAGUCUGAUGAGCCAGCAGAGCGGAGGAGCCAUGCUGGGGUCAGCACUGGGCAUGGUUUCUGAGGAAGCCAAUGCUAAUAUCUCGGAUGCCUUGAGUGAGGCAGAGCUGUAUAAGGCCCUUCAAGGAAUGGACGACUACAAACUGCUAUCCAAGGUGCUUGCAAGUCGGUUGGCAGGGGUGAUGUCGUGUGUUAUCCAUUCUGAUCAGACCUACUGUGUUCCUGGCAGAUCGAUAUUUGAUAAUGUUUCUUUAAUUCGUGAUGUGUUUGAGGUCUCCAAGUUUAGUAGUUCUUCUCCGAUGACCAUCGAUGUCCCUCUGAGCGACAUGAACCACGGCCUGCUGGGACACAACCAACUGACCACCAUCGACCAAUCAGAGCUCAGCGCGCAGCUGGGCCUCAGCCUGGGCGGCGGCACCAUCCUGCUGUCUCUCGCUCCACAGUCACUCUGACCUCUCUCUCUCUGUCCUCUCUCUCCCGGGUCACCGUCGACUCUCUGCUCUCUCUCUCUCGACAUGGUCGACUUCAGACGGAGUGUUCUGGUGGACUCUCCGGUGUCUCUGUCCGUGUCUCCGGCCGUCAUCUCCCUCUCUCCGUCUCUGUCGGAGCAGCCCUUCCCAGCAUCCUCUGCUGCUCCGGCGCGGAAGGGAGUCGGAGGCAAGAAGGGCAGCAAGAAGAAGAAGGACCCGAACGAGCCGCAGAAGCCCGUGUCUGCGUACGCCCUCUUCUUCAGAGACACGCAGGCCGCCAUCAAGGGCCAGAACCCCAACGCCACCUUCGGAGAGGUGUCCAAGAUCGUGGCGUCCAUGUGGGACAGUCUGGGAGAGGAGCAGAAACAGGUGUACAAGAGGAAGACCGAAGCUGCCAAGAAGGAGUAUCUGAAAGCCCUCGCGGCGUAUAAAGCCAAUCAGGUGUCUCAGCCGACGAUUGAAGUGUUAGACGCUCCGGUGUCUCCUGAACCAGCUCCGCCCAUCACACCGCCUCGCUCCGCCCGCAUCCCGCUGCACGCCCCCGACAACAACACCAUCACCAACAUCUGCACCUCCAACAUCAUCCUGGACCUGCCGCAGGUGACCACACGCUCACGCACCGGCGCGCACAAGCCCCAGGCCCCGCCCCCGGCCACGCCCCCCAUCAACAAGCUCAUCAUCUCCAAGCAGCAGCUGCAGUCGCCACGGCAACCCCCGCCGCUGCAGCAGAUGCAGAACACGCCCCCUCCUCCCCGCCUGCAGCAGAUGCUGCACUCCCCGGCUCCGCCCCCUCUGCAGGCCAAACCGCGGGUGAUCGCCACGGCGACGCCGCCUCCUCCGCUGCAGAUCAAGAUCGUCCCGGUCGUGCAGAAGCGGCGCCAGCGCACCGAUCAUCGUAACCACCACCGCAGAGUCGCCGCCGCUGGUGCCGCCCCCGCUGCCAUAGUAACGGACCUGUCACUGACGGCAACCGAGGAGGCCGCUGAAGAAGGGAUGGAGGUGGAGGUGAACGUGUCUCCGGCUCCAGAUGCUCCUCCCGGAGACGCUCCCAGUGUGUGUGUUCGUGCCGGCUGCAACAACCCCCCCAUAGAGAGCAAAGACUGGGACCGAGAGUACUGCAGCAAUGAGUGUGUGGCCACGCACUGCAGGGAUGUGUUCAUGGCCUGGUGCGCCAUCAGAGGACAAAACUCCACCACCGUCACGUAGAAACACACCUGUGUGUGUGUGUGUGUGUGUGUGUGGACCCUGAACCCUCAGCGUGAAUAAGAUCAGCAGGAAAACCCACCGGAGCGUCACGCUGUUAAACGCUGCUUCACACACACGGACUGACAGAGGAAAGCAGCGGGAAACUAAAAGGAUUUCUAAAAAAUGAUGAAAAAAAAAAUUAGGUUGGAAAAAAUGAAUAUUUAAAGAGAUCUCAAUAAUAUAACUGUAUAUGAACGUUUCUUUUGAUCGGGUGUGUGAGUGUGUGUGUGUGUGUGUGUGUGUGAGAGUGACUGAGUGAGUGUGUGUGUGUGAGAGUGUGUGUGUGUGAGAGUGUGUGUGUGUGAGAGAGUGUGUGUGAGAGAGUGUGUGUGUGUGUGUGUGAGAGAGAGGAAAUCAGCACUAAACCUGUUCUUAAGCUGAUGAAGCACAGACCGUUUUAAGAUCAUGACGUCACUCGUGUGAAUCUUCCUGAUUUCAAACAUCGCCGCGGUGACCAGAUUUCACGGCCAAAAUUCUGCUGUUGCCAUGGUUACUGCCACGGUGGAACGGCGGCAACCGACGGCCGCAAAACCAAAACGGAUUCAGCGAAAGCGGCUCUCUUGGACGCCGUGUUGAUUGUGAUUUCUAUUAUGCUAACAAUUGUAGAAUAUAUUUAAUUGACCCGGAUGCGCUCCGGCUCCCUGGGAAUGGACCCCGUGACCUUCGUGGCAGAGCUGAGAAAGUCACCGAGGUUUUUCUAAAGGAGCCUUUUAAUACCUUUUACAUUCUCAGAUCUUACUGGGGAACAAAAAAAAGAUUUUAUAUUGGGGAAAUGUACAGAAACAGACGUAUUUUAACUGCUCAUGAAAAUGUGAUUUUCUUUGAUUUUUCUUCACUUCUACUUUUUGGACUUCAAGAUGGAGUUCAAUAAAACAGUCAUAUGGAAAAAAUGGUGACGUGUUUUUUUAUAUUUGCUUCAUCUUUUGUUGGGUUGAUUCUUCAACUAUGACUUUUCUAUCCUUUACAGUGAUUUUAAUAAAACUUUGUGUCCUUCAGUAUGA
This is a messenger RNA of Puntigrus tetrazona (Sumatra barb), 3910 nucleotides long. RefSeq names its product TOX high mobility group box family member 4 b (gene tox4b). Gene Ontology annotation, cellular component: nucleus. Lineage: Eukaryota; Metazoa; Chordata; Actinopteri; Cypriniformes; Cyprinidae. Gene Ontology annotation, molecular function: chromatin DNA binding. Gene Ontology annotation, biological process: regulation of transcription by RNA polymerase II. The record is from RefSeq and is a predicted model, not a curated record.